CUCGACCAUCUAUGUCCGGCCAUACCCGCGAGUCGGUCAGGAUCCUUAGCGCAUCCCCUGGCAUCGAGUUGGAUGUCUGGCUCUACAGCCCCAUAAGUCCAGCACCAUUCCCUGUAGUAGUGGCGGGUCACGGGCUGAGCCUCGUCAAAGACGCAGGUCUCGCAGCGUUCGGCGAGGAGUGGGCAAGUAGAGCGCACUUCGCCUCCCUGAUAUUGGAUUACCGCCAUUUUGGUGAAUCCGGCGGAGAACCUCGGAACCUCAUCUCGCUGGAGAAGCAACUACAGGAUUACCAAAGCGUCAUAGACUGGGCAAGGGCACGUCCCGAGAAAUUCCGUGUUGACAAGAUAGUCGUGAUGGGCAGUGCACUGAGCGGUCUUCAUGUGGCUGAGCUCCUCCUCCGGGACCAAAGGUUGGCCGGUGGCAUGGCGCACUGUCCUGUACUUGACGGAUACGCGACAUCAAUAGCAGGCCCAGUGAAUGUUCGACUGAUGUUCUGGGCUUUUGUCGACUCCGUCAAAGGUAAACUCGGUUUGCACCCCGUGUUCAUUGCUGCUGUUGGGCAUCCCGGAGAUCUCGCAUUCCUCUGUGCUCCUAGUUGUUAUCUAGGAAAGUUCAGCCAUUAGAAGCAGGAUUCGAGAAUAUGUGGGCUCAAGGAAGCACGUCUUUCUAUGAGUCGCCGAACUUGGUGGCACCUCGGCUUGUCUUUGAUAUCUUGUCCUCACGACCUGGCCGGCGCUUAAAGGAGGCUCAAAGUCCCAUGCUCGUUGUG
This is a messenger RNA of Gloeophyllum trabeum ATCC 11539, 769 nucleotides long. RefSeq names its product alpha/beta-hydrolase. The record is from RefSeq and is a predicted model, not a curated record. Gene Ontology annotation, molecular function: hydrolase activity. The transcript has 4 exons. Lineage: Eukaryota; Fungi; Basidiomycota; Agaricomycetes; Gloeophyllales; Gloeophyllaceae. Bases 12 to 623 code for a protein of 203 amino acids.